AUGACGCAGGGAAAAAGAUCCAAAACAUCUUCAGCAGUUUAUCUUUCCUAUCUUCCAGAUGAUUUACUGUUGAAUUGCUUAUCUCGCGUCUCGAGAUCGUACUAUUCGACUGUCUCCUUAGUCUGCAAAAGAUUCCACUCUCUCGUUACAUCGCUUGAGCUUCCCAAUAAUCGAGCGCUCAUAGGCCGCAGUUGUCUUUAUCUGUGCUUUAGGUUAAUCUCUGAACCUGAGCCAUGUUGGUUCACUCUAUGCCAAAGACCAACUGGAAUCCCUAACCCUAAGUCAAGAUGGUUGACUCCUUGCUUUAUACCUAAAGGAAGCGUGGAGAAAAAGUUAAAUAUUUCUCAUCAUGCUUGGUCGACUCGUGCCGUGAUUGGUUCAAAUAUUGACACGAGUGGCGAAUGCAUAGAUGAUGAUGGGUUCUCGUCUAGGGUCCUCUUCAUGGACCGUCGUUCUCACACUUGGCGCCUAGGUCCAAGUAUGCGGACUGCCCAAGAUUUCCCCCUUGUGAGUGUUCUUGAUGGGAAAAUUUAUGUAGUGGAAGGUUCGAACAAUCCUAGUUCCUCGAAUUUGAUCGAGAUUUUUGAUCCGAAAACCCAGAUAUGGAAGCAUGUGCCAAGCCCUAGAGCGGAGAUUCUCGGACAGAGUUGUACAUUAAGAAGCUUAGCCAUAGGCGGAAAGCUUUACCUGUUUGGGGAUAAAUGUAUGGUGUACGAGCCGGAGGAAGAUAAAUGGGAUGUGGUUGAAGAAUCGGAUAUGCGCUGGGGUUUGGUUGAUUCUGUUUCUUCUUGCGUGAUAGAUAACGUUAUGUACAGUUCUGGAAUGUCCAGAAAGCUCCAAUGGUACGAUUCCGUGGGAAGAUUAUGGAGAGAUUUAAAUGGUUUCGGAGGGCUUCCUAAAUCACCAAAGCAUGGUCGUGGCCGUGUUAGGUUGGUGAAUUAUGGUGGAAAGAUUGCGUUUUUGUGGGAAAAGAAAGUUAAUUCUACUGGCUCAGACGAGAAGAAAAUUUGGUGUGCUGUGAUUGAGGUUGUAAAAGGGAAACGGACAAGAGGUUUAUGGGAAGCUUGA
This is a messenger RNA of Microthlaspi erraticum, 1068 nucleotides long. NCBI's taxonomy places the organism in Eukaryota, Viridiplantae, Streptophyta, Magnoliopsida, Brassicales, Brassicaceae. The record is from the annotation of a GenBank genome assembly.